Coccinella septempunctata (seven-spotted ladybird) is the source of this 2759-nucleotide messenger RNA. RefSeq names its product NF-X1-type zinc finger protein NFXL1. The transcript has 11 exons. Gene Ontology annotation, cellular component: nucleus. Bases 181 to 2712 code for a protein of 843 amino acids. Gene Ontology annotation, biological process: regulation of DNA-templated transcription. Gene Ontology annotation, molecular function: zinc ion binding; RNA polymerase II transcription regulatory region sequence-specific DNA binding; DNA-binding transcription factor activity, RNA polymerase II-specific. Lineage: Eukaryota; Metazoa; Arthropoda; Insecta; Coleoptera; Coccinellidae. The record is from RefSeq and is a predicted model, not a curated record.
AUUUGAUUGAAGGAAAAAGUAACAGAUUUUGUAGGUAAUUUGUACGUAGGAUCAUCUGAUUUUAUGUAAUGUAUUAAUUACGUUAUGUGUGUGUUUAAUUUAUGUUAUGGGUACUGUUAGAUAAAACAUAAAACGAAACAGUUUUUAAAAGAAAACUUAUUUAUAUUCCUAUAAUAUAAGAUGAAUAAUCGUAAAAAACAAGGUAAUGCGAAUGCAUGGAAAAAACUUCCGCAGAAAGCACCGUCUGUAAAUAAGUUCGAAGAAGCUCAGAAAAAGCUUCAAGCUGCUGUCCAAAAACAUAUUGAGGAUUAUGAAUCCUCUUCUGAUGAGGAACUAGUUGAAAGUAAAACAGUUAUAGAUAAAAUCACUGCUUCUUACACUACCAAAGGUGGCACCAAUGAUAAAUUGCAAAGGACAGUAUCUUAUUUGAAGGACAACCUCACAUCAGGGGCUACAACAUGCCUUAUUUGUAUUUCUAAAGUUAAAAGGGAUGACCAGAUAUGGUGUUGUGAGUCCUGCCAUUGCUUUUUUCAUUUGAUGUGUAUCCAAAGGUGGUCGAAAGAUAGCAUCUCCCAAAAAAAGCAGUCUCUCACAUCUGAUAUCUCCUCUGCAGAACAACUUAUUCAAUGGUGUUGUCCCAAAUGUAGGAGAAAUUAUAAGUCUGAGAGCAUUCCAACAGAGUAUAGGUGUUUUUGUAAAAAGAGAUUAAAUCCCACAUACCAGGCUCUCUUAGUUCCUCAUUCAUGUGGUGAAAUUUGUGGGAAGGAGUUAGAUCCACCUUGUGGACAUAAAUGCUUACUUCUUUGUCAUCCAGGUCCAUGCCCUCCUUGUCCAGUGACAGUUAAUGCCAAAUGCUAUUGUGGUGCAAAGCCUCCCAGACUCCAGAGAUGCAGUGAUAAAUAUUGGUCAUGUGGGGAAUCUUGUGGAAAUUUACUUGCAUGUGGUAAACAUUACUGUGAUGAUCCGUGUCAUGGAGGGGAUUGUAAACCAUGCACAAAGAAAUGUAUUCAAAAGUGCAAUUGCGGGUCUCAAGCUAAACUUAGGGACUGCUCAUCGCCUGAAUGGAAUUGUGGAAAGGUGUGUGGAAAACCAUUCAGUUGUGGUUACCAUGAAUGCAUGAAAGUAUGUCAUUCAGGAGAUUGCAAUGUCUGUGAAUGGAGCUUGCCAAGGACCUGUCCUUGUGGAAAAACCAAGUAUAAUUUACCAUGCUCUGAAGAUACUCCAACAUGUCCAGAUACAUGUGAUAAACUACUAGGAUGUGGUGAACAUUACUGUGUUCUGAAAUGUCACAAGGGAAAAUGUGGAACGUGUUUGGAAAUUGUCAAGAAAAAAUGUAGGUGUGGACAACAUACCAAAGAUGUUCAUUGUAGCAAACCUUUCUAUUGCGAAACGAAAUGUAAAAAUAUGAGGGACUGUAACAAGCAUCCUUGCAAUAAGAAGUGCUGCAAUGGAGAAUGUCCACCUUGCGAAAAACCAUGUGGAAAAACAUUGAAUUGUGGCAACCAUAAAUGUGCAUCGGUUUGUCAUCGUGGUCCAUGCUUUCCGUGCAAUCUGGUGGAUGUUGUGACGUGUAAUUGUGGUGAAACCAAAGUGAGUGUGCCCUGUGGAAGGAAGAAUCAUGUUAAACCACCAAAAUGCUCCCUGUUGUGCAAAGCACCUACCGAAUGCCAUCAUGAGAAACGAGAACCACACAAAUGUCAUUUUGGAAACUGCCCACCAUGUAAACAGAUUUGUAACAACACCAGACCAAGUUGCCCCCAUCUAUGUCCAGCGCCCUGCCAUGAUGCUGUGAUGGUUAAAGUUGAAAGGGCCAAGGCGACUGCACCUUGGGAAGAAGUUAAACCCCAAAAAGAAAAAAAACUUUUACCAUGUCCCGAUUGCAUUGUUCCUGUUCCUGUUGAGUGCUUUGGCAAGCAUGAGAUAGCUGAUUGGCCUUGUCAUUUAGCAAAACCAGGAAGUUGUUUCCGUCCUUGUGGUAGACAAUUACCAUGUGGAAACCAUAAGUGUACCUUAGCCUGCCACGUUGUUCAAAGUGUUAGUGAUAACGAUACUAUGGCAGGAAGCAAUUGUGAGAUAUGUGAAAAUGAAUGUACUAAAAAGAGACCUGAAGGAUGCCAACACACUUGUCCUAAACCAUGCCACCCUGGAGACUGUCCUCCCUGUAACCAAAUGGUUAGAUUGAAAUGUCAUUGUAGUCUAGUUCAACUGUAUGUAGUAUGCAAAGAUGUGCUGAACCCGGAUAAACAUGAAGAAAUUCAGAGUUGUGGGAAUCAAUGUCCUAAAAAUUUGAAAUGUGGGCAUCGAUGCAAAAUCAACUGUCACCCUGGUCCAUGUCCCGAGGGAAACCCUUGCAAAAAGAAAGUGAAAGUAUUUUGCGAAUGCAAAAGGUUGAAAAAGGAGAUUAAUUGUGACACUGUGAGAAAUGGGAAGGCGAAAAUAGAGUGCGACGAAGUUUGUGCAGAAUUGAAAGAGGAAACCGAUAGAAAAAACCAGAUCCUGAUUGAAGAGAUUAGGAAGCAAGAGGAACUGAAGAACAAAGAAGAGAUGGAGAGGUAUGUGAAGAAAUUUGGUGGGAAAAGGAAGAAUAGAGAGAGGAGGAGUCAGUCCAUUGAUGAUGAAGUUGGUUUCAUCAAGAAAUAUUCAGCUCCUUUAUCUGCAUUAGCUGUAAUAAUUAUUGCAUUGGUGACAUACACUGUAAUCAUUGGUAAAUGAGUUGUUAGUUAUGGACGUUAUUUGAAUAAAGUUAAGAAUAAAAAUUG